Messenger RNA from Bactrocera latifrons, 1794 nucleotides. RefSeq names its product proton-coupled amino acid transporter-like protein pathetic. Gene Ontology annotation, cellular component: vacuolar membrane. Gene Ontology annotation, biological process: amino acid transmembrane transport. Gene Ontology annotation, molecular function: amino acid transmembrane transporter activity. The transcript is spliced from 7 exons. The record is from RefSeq and is a predicted model, not a curated record. NCBI's taxonomy places the organism in Eukaryota, Metazoa, Arthropoda, Insecta, Diptera, Tephritidae.
ACGAAACUGGUGUACAGAAUUUAGAAUACGUCUGAGCGAACAGUUAACGGCAGUUAAACUUAAAAAUUGUGUUAAAAUUGAAAAUAAUAAAUAUUUUAGAAAUAAUUGAAUAACUACAUCAUACAGAGAUGAUGGAAAACGUAAAUUUGACAUCUUCGCUCAAUGUGAACACAAGCUCUGAAUUAACCCUGAAUGACUGCAGUUCAAGAACUUAUCUAACUGCGAAGAAACAGCUUGAUGAUGAAUACAAUCCAGAGCUUUAUCGCGAUGAAGUUAAUGGUCAAUCAUCAGUUGGCGCUUUUGUGCAUUUGCUUAAAGGUUCUUUAGGUUUCGGUAUACUCUCCAUGCCRAUGGCUUUCUACAAUGGUGGCUUGCUCUUCAGUAUGGUUGCUACGCUGAUCGUGGGCUUGCUUUGUACGCAUUGUGUACAUAUUUUGGUAAAAACCUCACAAAGCAUUUGUCGAGAUAAUAAAAUCUCGGCGCUGAGUUUUUCGGAAACCACCGAGAAGGUCUUCGAAGGUGGUCCAAAAUGCCUACGUCCCUGGUCAGUCGUUGCAAAACGUCUCAUUGAUGGCGGAUUGAUGGCAGCCCAUUUUGCGGCCGCGUGCGUUUACAUGGUAUUCAUUGCCACAACAAUUCACGACGUGAUCAACUAUGACACCGGUCUGAACCUGUCUCUUAUACACAUCUAGAUGUGUAUAAGAGACAGACAUUGCCUAUUAAUUGGUCAGAUAAGGAAUUUAAAAUGGCUAGUGCCCUUCUCAGCAUUUGCGAAUAUAUUCAUUAUGAUCACAUUCGGCAUAGUGCUAUACUAUCUGUUCAGCGAGCCGUUGGUGUUCGCAGACAAACCGCUGAUUGCGAGAACCGAACAGAUACCACUCUACUUUGCCACAGCCAUCUUCGCCAUGGAGGGUAUUGGUUCGGUUAUGCCCAUUGAGAAUGCUAUGCAGAAGCCGCAACAGUUCCUUGGCUGUCCUGGUGUGCUCAAUAGCGCUAUGAUCUUUGUGGUGAUAUUCUACUCCGCCAUCGGUUUUUUAGGCUAUGCACGUUUUGGUAGUGAAGUGCGAGGCAGCAUCACAUUGAAUUUGGUGGAGGGCACACCUUUGGCUGACACUGCGAAACUGCUCAUCGCUGUGGCUUCGCUCUUCACUUAUGGUUUGAUAUUCUACGUACCGAUUGAUACGCUUUGGAAGAAUAUUAGCCAUAAAAUUAACGAAAAGAAUCAUAGCAGGGCUCAGUUACUGAUACGCACGGCCAUUAUAUUGAUUAGUGGCGUUGUGGCCACAGUCAUACCCAAUCUGGAACCGUUCAUCAGCCUUGUGGGCGCCAUCUUUCUCUCAUUACUCGGCUUUUUGGUGCCAAGUGUCUGUGAGACCGUUUAUUUGUGGCCCGACCGUUUGGGCUUCUGGAAAUGGAGGCUGUACAAAAAUCUGCUCUUAAGUACCUUUGCGUUAUGCGCGCUCKUUGCUGGCUCAGUAGCGAGUAUAAAUGAAAUUAUUAAAAUAUAUCAGUGAUGCACCAUGUGUGUUUUUAUGUUUAAGCAUAAAAUUAUUCAUAUAACUAUAAAGUAACCAUAUAACAAUUAUAAUGAAAGUUUUGUAAGUACUAGAAAGUAACCAGACAGCAGCAAUUCUUCGAAGUGUUAAUUCGUUUUAUGCUGUUGUUAAGUUAUAUUAWGCAGCUGUGAUUAAAAAUUAUGAAAGCAAAUUUCAAAUGUUAAAUUUAUAUUUAACCUAAGAUUAUUUAUGUCACUAACAUUAAAGCAUGUUACCAAAAAAAAAAAGCUUAAGCUUU